Arabidopsis lyrata subsp. lyrata is the source of this 527-nucleotide messenger RNA. Its product is annotated as stress-induced protein KIN2. Lineage: Eukaryota; Viridiplantae; Streptophyta; Magnoliopsida; Brassicales; Brassicaceae. The coding region runs from base 154 to 360 and encodes 68 amino acids. The transcript has 3 exons. The record is from RefSeq and is a predicted model, not a curated record.
UCGAACCGAUGCACGUGUCCUCGACACGUGGAGACUCCCAAGCACGUCUCUGGGUUAUAAAUAGCAACCCAAAACUCCACUAUUUUUCUCAUCAUCAAACACAACAAUCAAUCAAAAAGCAUCAAUUCAAAGUGUACGCAAAACCGAGAGAAAAUGGAUAACAAGCAAAACAUGAGCUACCAAGCCGGUCAAGCCACUGGCCAGACUAAGGAGAAGGCAGGUGGAAUGAUGGACAAGGCCAAGGAUGCUGCUGCUUCAGCUCAGGACUCCUUGCAACAGACGGGACAACAAAUGACGGAGAAGGCACAAGGAGCUGCUGAUGUCGUCAAGGACAAGACCGGCAUGAACAAAAACCACUAAGCAAGCACCUUGGACUUCUUUUCUAAUUAAUUCCCCUCUUCGACUUGUGUUUUAAUAAACUGGGGGUUUUAAUUCUCAUUUCUGAUGUUAUUUUCUUGGUGUCAUUUUGGAUGUUUAUGUAAUCUUACCUAUCUAGUUUAUAAAAAGUAUGCUUUUUAAUGUCAAAA